GGGACCCCGAACGGAGUUAGGCUGCGGGUGAGUGCCUGAGCUCAGGGAGUGCCACCUCCCUGCUCUUCCAGACCCUAAGUGAUGUAGACGAUUCAGAUCCACACCUCUGGAGACACCGUUCCUCUCACUGGGCGCCUUUCCGCCCCUUCUAUCUUCCUAGUCCUGCUGACUUCCUUGGCGUCUCUGAGACUGCUAGUCAGGCAGUCUGUUGGGCACUCCAAGGGCGGGGUCCUCGCCGCUUUCUCUGCUGCUUCAGCUUCGGUCCAGAGAGGACCCGGCACCGAAUCACCGACUCGCCCCGGUGUCAGGAAAAUGAUCCACAGUCUAUUUCUCAUCAACUGCUCUGGCGACAUAUUUCUAGAAAAACACUGGAAGAGCGUGGUAAGCCAGUCUGUCUGUGACUAUUUCUUUGAAGCUCAGGAGAAAGCUGCGGAUGUUGAAAAUGUCCCACCUGUCAUCUCAACACCUCACCACUACCUCAUUAGUAUCUACCGGGAUAAGCUCUUCUUCGUGUCUGUCAUACAGACGGAAGUGCCACCUCUCUUUGUGAUUGAGUUUCUGCAUCGAGUUGCUGACACUUUUCAGGACUACUUUGGUGAGUGUUCAGAGGCUGCAAUUAAGGACAAUGUGGUCAUAGUGUAUGAGCUCUUGGAAGAGAUGCUAGACAAUGGGUUCCCUCUGGCUACGGAAUCUAACAUUCUGAAAGAACUAAUUAAACCACCAACAAUUCUACGUUCCGUCGUCAAUUCUAUCACAGGCAGUAGUAAUGUUGGGGACACACUCCCCACCGGACAGCUAUCCAACAUCCCAUGGCGUCGAGCAGGAGUAAAGUACACAAACAAUGAAGCCUAUUUUGAUGUAGUUGAAGAAAUAGAUGCAAUUAUAGAUAAAUCAGGAUCUACAGUCUUCGCAGAAAUUCAGGGGGUCAUUGAUGCUUGCAUUAAGCUCUCUGGAAUGCCUGAUCUCUCGCUCUCUUUCAUGAACCCAAGACUUCUAGAUGAUGUCAGCUUCCACCCGUGCAUCCGGUUCAAACGUUGGGAAUCAGAAAGAGUUUUGUCAUUUAUUCCUCCAGAUGGGAAUUUCCGACUCAUAUCAUACCGUGUCAGCUCACAGAAUCUAGUGGCAAUACCAGUGUAUGUGAAACACAGUAUCAGUUUUAAGGAAAACAGCUCUUGUGGCAGAUUUGAUGUAACAAUUGGACCAAAACAGAAUAUGGGAAAAACUAUUGAAGGAAUCACAGUGACUGUUCACAUGCCAAAAGUUGUGCUGAACAUGAACCUGACACCAACACAAGGCAGCUAUACAUUUGAUCCAGUAACCAAGGUACUAGUAUGGGAUGUGGGGAAAAUUGCUCCACAGAAGCUCCCAAGUCUUAAAGGACUGGUAAAUUUGCAGUCAGGAGCUCCCAAGCCAGAAGAGAACCCCAGCCUCAACAUACAGUUCAAGAUCCAGCAGCUUGCUAUUUCAGGCUUGAAAGUGAACCGCUUGGACAUGUAUGGCGAGAAGUAUAAGCCAUUUAAAGGAGUCAAAUAUGUCACAAAGGCUGGGAAGUUUCAAGUGAGGACAUGAGAAGAGGCCAAAAUUCCUCAAGAUGUUUGUUUUUCAAGUGUAAUUAACAAUUUAUUACUAUUAGGUACCGAGUGGGUGGUAAUACAUAUAAAGCAUUUGUGUCAGGCUACACUGCUAACAGAGUUGCUUAGUAUCAAUGUAGGGUUCUUAAGGAGCUUUAAGCUAAGGAAAGUUUUCUAAAGACUUAGCUUAUUUUGUAUCUUUUCACUUAGGAAAAGAUUUAGAUUUCUUCCAAGGGGGCUACCAGCUGAAUGCUGCACAUUGUAACAGUAAAGACAGAGGGCUGCAGCUGUAGCCUCUCUCCUAAAGCCAGUGAUAGAGUCUCAUCCACCAGCAGGAACUGGUGUGUGUCGGGUGCAGCCAAACUUCACACCUUCUGAUCUUAGCCAUCUUAAAUCAGUGUCUGUCCCUCGAAAGGAGAUUCCCCCACCCCAAGAAGUUUACAGAAAACUGCCUCUUCAAGUGUUUGCCUUACUCAGCUUUUCACUUGUGCCAUUAAGCAAGCACUGUAGCAAAAGCCACUUUCACAUGGCUCCGUGCUCCAUUCUCACUGUACUUGGUAUUCUAUUUUUUAUAAAUAAGAUUUUUAUGUAAAGCUCAGAUUUUGAUUUACAAGGACCUUGCUGCAGUAGAUACACCAUCAGCUGCUAGAUAGCACAGUCAACAUCAUUUGCAUCAAAGGGGCAAAUACUUUAUUAAUAAAAGGGAACACUACUUCUGCUUAUAGGAAGUUAUUGCAGGCACAAGUGUGCUUUUAAACAAAUUAAAGUAGUAAAAGAGAAAAUUAAGCAAAACCUUGCCAUUUCCAUGUUUCAGUAAAGCUUUAUCUAAUGCCACUGUAACCUAGUUAGCCUGAAAGUCUCGUGUCCUAGUUCAGCAGGAGAAAACCGUGUCUGCUUCACUACUAGUGUUCUUUCUCUUUUCAGUCUUUUAUCUUUCUGUGCUUAAAUGGUUGGAUUUACCUGUAUGCCCUGUAUUUGGAGGAGCUCCUUUUCAUAGUUCGUAUAUCCUGAGGCCAUUGUGAUAGGCAUCUUUCCUAAACUUCCCACCUUGUCAAAAUGCGACUGAAGCACUUAAGUGUCUUUGUUGUACUAUGUACACGAAGAGCAUUACUGAAGGACAAACAUUCUCAGUCAUGAUUUAUACCAAUUGAUUGUAACACUGGGAAAGUCUAUGACUCAUUCCAUUCUACAUCAUUUGCUUGGAAAUCCUUUAUGCAGUGAUUUUGCCUCAUUAGACAUGAAAAUGGAGGAAGGCUGAAAGUUAAGAUAUAAGUGUUGCUCUUCCUAUUUCCCCUUUGAUUUUCUUUAGACUUAGUUUUCUUAUCCUGUGGCCCAUUAUUUUCUUCCAUCUCUCUCUUACAGUCCCUGUUGGAGUGCUGGUGAUACAGUAGCAUGGUUACUGUUGCCCUCAUCUAAUAAGAAAGGCCAGCUUUUGCAGCUUCAAAUAGAAAUUACUUGAGUAACCAAUCUUAGAUUGGCAGCUUUAAGUCAAAAUGCAAAAUAUCUAAUCGCUUUCACUAAGAUUGGUUAUCUAGCUCUAAUUUAAAUAUCUUGUCUUUUACCUCAAAAACAAUUGUGACAGUUGAAUUUCUUCACAAUCCCUUGUCUCACCAUCAAUACCUAGACUGUCCAACAUUCCUCCUGUGCAGUCUUGUCUUUCAAAGUGGAACAUAUACCAAGAGUCCUUUGUCUCUAAUAAUUUCUGCUAAAACAGCCAAGCAGACUGUGUUCCUUUCCAGUUAAAUUGUUGUACUUAUUAAUUUGAUAGAGCCCAGUAAGUCCUUUUCGUAGCUCUGUCUAUAAUGUCAAUAAAAAUAUGAACGCAACAAACUGA
This is a messenger RNA of Microtus ochrogaster (prairie vole), 3405 nucleotides long. It is a transcript of the gene Ap3m1, whose product is annotated as adaptor related protein complex 3 subunit mu 1. NCBI's taxonomy places the organism in Eukaryota, Metazoa, Chordata, Mammalia, Rodentia, Cricetidae. The record is from RefSeq and is a predicted model, not a curated record. Gene Ontology annotation, biological process: vesicle-mediated transport; intracellular protein transport. Gene Ontology annotation, cellular component: clathrin adaptor complex.